AUUAUAAUAGCGCAUGGGUUUGCAUCACAUUUCAUACGAGGCAAGGUCAACACGGAUCAAACCAUUAAUUUACCUUCAUACACAUGAUCUACUUGUAUGAAUAAAUACGAUCUUUAGUUUUAAUUCGGCUGUUGAUUUAUAUUACACACUCUUGUUAUAUUUAUUAAAACUCGUGUACUUUUAGUGUCCUAUUAGGCUAAGCGUGAUAUUGUGAACUGUAACAUAUGGUACAAAAUGGAUUGUUGUUCAUCAAAUACUUAUCUUGUUUAUGGACUGAUAGCUAUACUGAGCUACAUUAUAUAUAAUUACAUUAAGGGAUGGCAGACAGGGUCGAAAUUGCCACCCGGGCCACCUCCUUGUCCUAUAUUUGGAAACAAAAUACUGUUCAAAAAGGAUCCACUGGGAUAUAAACGUUUGACCGAGUUAUCUAAACAAUAUGGAAGUGUUUAUCGUUUAUACUGCGGUUCGACUAUAAUUGUGUUUCUAAACGGAUAUGAUGCGAUACAUGAAGCGUUUGUUAAACAGGCAGCUGUAUUUACAGACCGACCUCAACUGUUUGCUCCACUCAUUGGUGUGUCUAAAGGAACAGGUAUAACAUACAACAGUGACCACAACUGGAAAACUCUACGACGUUUCACCCUUCAGGCAUUGAGGGAUUUUGGAGUGGGGAAGAAAUCUUUGGAGGAACAAAUUGUGGAAGAGGUUGAUGUCGUCUCUGACACUUUAAAGGCCAGCAAUGGGGAACCUAUUCGAGUCAAACCUCUCCUCUUGUCAGCUGCCACCAAUAUUAUUUGUAGUGUCAUGUUUGGAGAGAGGAUGAGUGGCUCUGGUCCAAGAUUUUGUAUUGGAGAGCCCCUUGCAAGAAUGGAACUGUUUUUAUUCUUCGCCAACCUAUUACAACAGUUCUCAUUUACCCCUACAGAUGAGAAUGAUCUCCCUUCACUUGAUGGUAUUCAAGCUUUAACAUUGACUGCCUUGCCUUACCAACUGGUGGCAAAUCCUAGAUAA
Messenger RNA from Mytilus trossulus (common blue mussel), 1008 nucleotides. RefSeq names its product cytochrome P450 2F5-like. The record is from RefSeq and is a predicted model, not a curated record. Gene Ontology annotation, molecular function: heme binding; iron ion binding; oxidoreductase activity, acting on paired donors, with incorporation or reduction of molecular oxygen, reduced flavin or flavoprotein as one donor, and incorporation of one atom of oxygen. Gene Ontology annotation, biological process: xenobiotic metabolic process. The transcript has 4 exons. Lineage: Eukaryota; Metazoa; Mollusca; Bivalvia; Mytilida; Mytilidae. Gene Ontology annotation, cellular component: intracellular membrane-bounded organelle; cytoplasm. Bases 235 to 1008 code for a protein of 257 amino acids.